AUGCAAUCGGUGGCCCAGCUGCCGGCGGAGAUCCCGGGGGAAGGGAAGCGGGCCGCCACCGCGCGCCUCCCACUCCUGACUAUUGCCGCAAGUGCAACCGCCCCCCUGCCGUGGGCUGGAAGUCGUCAGCUGAAAGAGCCGCUGUAUCGAGACAUCAGCAACAAGUACGGCGGCAAGCAGUCGUACGCCAUCUUCGCCGAGGCGCCUCAGAUCCAGGCCAACAGCCAGGUCAUCACCGCAAUCACGCGCCGCAUCAUCACCAGCGUGCAUUACGUACCCAGCGGGGACGGUCAAGCCAACAUCUUCCUUCCCAAGUCAUGGUACGCCACGUGCGGGACCUACGAUGUCGACACCGACUCCACCGCUCGCCAGGUCCAGGCCGCCGACAAGAACCACCUGAAGCCCAUUGGCUCUGGGUGCGAAGUCAUUGACCAGCGCGAGGUUGAGCUGGGCACGCGCACCGACGCCGGGGUUGAGGUGCCUGGCUCGACGCUCGAAAUUGAGUGUGACAACGGCACGCCCUGCUUCGUCAAGCCAUACACGCCCCUGACCCGGUUGGGCGCCAUUGACAGCUUCGCCAUCCGCACGCGAACCGAUUUCAUCCCCCAAGAAGCCAAAGCUAACAAGUACCUCGUCGGCUUCACCUCCUCGGUGCGUCCGAACAUCGGCCCAUACGCCAGCUUUGUGCCCCUACCCGGCAGGCUGUACCAGAUCAUGCCGUCCAGCACGCUCGAGGACACGACCUACAAGGUCGACUUUGAGAAGCUUGCCACCGACCACGUCCACCUGGUACACCGGGGAGAUGGUGUGUUGACCAUGGUCAAGACGCCUGCCGACUUUGACGUCAACAAAUCCACUUCCUCGUCGGUUGUCGGGAGUUCCGUGCCAGGCAGCCCCCGGCUGGUGACCAGUUCUCCCGGAGGUGGCCAGGCAUCACGCUUGUGA
This is a messenger RNA of Parathielavia appendiculata, 945 nucleotides long. RefSeq lists its product as uncharacterized. The record is from RefSeq and is a predicted model, not a curated record. NCBI's taxonomy places the organism in Eukaryota, Fungi, Ascomycota, Sordariomycetes, Sordariales, Chaetomiaceae. The coding region runs from base 1 to 945 and encodes 314 amino acids. The transcript is spliced from 4 exons.